CAUUUUAGCGAGAACGCGACAAUUUCGAAUUGUUUCCAUGGCAAUCGAGUUUGUUUAAAAAUGGAGAUUGAACCCAGAUACACGUUUGUGCCUUUGGCACAAAAAAAUUUGAUCGGAAUCAAUGACAAAGCGACUCAAGAAUGCCUUACAAAAUGGGGCAUCAAAGGAAACUACGUUGUACAGCACUUUUCAUUUAACGAACCAUUCCAGCAGUAUCAUAAAUACCAUUUGGCCGAAGCUUUCUUUAAAGACAGUGUCGUGUCGAAAGAAUUAUUGACGAAACAAGGAAAUCGUUGGGCAAGACAAGGCAUAUCGGCAUCGACCGUAGAAAUAGAGCCUGUGCCCUGUUCCGUUUUAAACAUGUCGUUCUUCAGUAAAUUAAAAGACCCAAAAAACGGGAUCGUUCACAAGUCUGGAAGUAUUUGUAAAAGAUACGACACGGAAUUAGAAAACUUCUUGAUCUCCGACAAUCUCAGAGGAAUGUUACUGGACAAAGAGUGUCCGGAGUACAAUUUAUAUUUAAAAGACGAACGCGAUGAGUUUAUAUUCCGUAUUUUCCGAAUGCUCGUACUCGGCGGAGUGCUGUGCCAAUACGAAGACUUUAUAGAUCCGUACAUCGAAACGACUAGGGCCAUUUACAAGGAUCUGAUAAGCGUACAAAAAAAAGAAGAUACAGACUUGUCGAUCAGUACCACAGUUUUAAACGUAAUAGCGAGAGACAGCAGAGGGCAGGGUUACUUCCCUUCCGACCCGUCGCACACCCAAAAUAUUGGCUUCUUACUGGUCGAUGGCACUACACGCGAAACGACGACGUUUCUACAUCAAUUCGGAGAAUACCGCCUUUCGCAAUGAGAAAAAAAAAAAUUAAUUUACACCGUAAGUGAAUUGUAUUUAUUAUACGUGUUCGUUAUCUAAUAGGAAAAGUAAUCGGUUACUUCGAUUAUGUUGUGCAUUAUUUACAUUGUACUUAUACUCGUGUUCCUGAGAGUCUAGG
Ceratina calcarata is the source of this 994-nucleotide messenger RNA. RefSeq names its product cilia- and flagella-associated protein 300. The transcript is spliced from 6 exons. Lineage: Eukaryota; Metazoa; Arthropoda; Insecta; Hymenoptera; Apidae. Bases 61 to 852 code for a protein of 263 amino acids. The record is from RefSeq and is a predicted model, not a curated record.